Closterium sp. Naga37s-1 is the source of this 1386-nucleotide messenger RNA. NCBI's taxonomy places the organism in Eukaryota, Viridiplantae, Streptophyta, Zygnematophyceae, Desmidiales, Closteriaceae. The record is from the annotation of a GenBank genome assembly.
AUGGCGCAUCGUUCCCCGGGCGGCGUGACAUGGCAGCUAGCGGAGCACAGCAAGCGGCGGUGGGAGGAGAUGGCGGGCGGGCUGGAGGCGGACCACCGCCGCCUCACAGGCAGCACCCAGGGGCUGGGACGCAUCAACACAGGCAGCAUGUUGGUGCCAUCACAGCCGUCCCACACAGCCCCACUGGAGCAGCACCAGCGAGCGCUGCAGCAGGCAGGGCUGUCCGCGCACCUGCUGUCUGCCGCCGCCCUGAGGGACGUGGAGCCGGCGCUGCAGCUGCCGGCUGGGUGCUCGUCCGCGCUGCUACUGCCCUCUGACUGGCAGCUCGAUGCUCGCCUCGCCAUGCACGCCCUGCUCGCUCGCUGUCGCCAGCAUGCCUCGUCGGGUCGCUACGUGGAGCUGUUUGAGGAGAGCGCCACUAAAUUCCUCCGGGCGGCAGGAGGCGGCAGGGUGGUGGGAGUGGCGACGGGGCAGCGGAGGGUGGUGGCAGCGCAGGCGAUGGUGGUGGCCACGGGCACGUGGUCCUCGGGGUUCAUCGCCCACGCCCUGCUCCACACCGCCCCUCCGUCCGCCACCACCGAGCAAGCCUCUCAGCCUGAUGAUAGUCUGAAGGAGGGCACUUCGGGUAGUCCGGGUAGCAGCGCAGCAAGCAGCACGGGUGGCGGCAGGGAGCAGGAUCUGGUGGUGCCUCAUGUGCGCCCUCGCAAGGGCUUCCUGUUGCAGCUCAAGGACGUGCCCCCCGCGCUCUCCCUGCGCCAUGCCCUCAUGGAGUUUGACUACACCGCCAACUACGCCGCCCCAUCCGGCCCCCCUGCCUCGCCUGCCCCCCCACGGCCCUCUCCCAGCCCCACCACCACAGCCACCAUGCAGCCGUCCUCCUCAUCGCCGUGCCCGCCCGCUGCCAUCUCCAUGACUGCCACGUGCGACCACCUCGGCCACCUGCUCAUCGGCAGCAGCAGGGAGCUGGCGGGCUUCAGUGUGGAGCCCCACGUGCCCACCAUCACUGCCAUUCUGCGCCGCACUGCCCUCUUCCUGCCCUCCCUCGCACACCUGCUGCUGCCAUGCCACAGGGCGGCGGGUGAGCAGCACAUGGGGCAGGUGGUGCAGCAAGCAGAGGGCGAGGCAAUAGGUGCUCGGGUGAACGUGGUUCGCACGGGGCUGCGCCCAUACGCACCGGAUGGGAGGCCUCUCAUUGGUCCUGUGGACUCGCUUCCAGGCGUUCUCUUCGCAUUGGGCCAUGAGGGGUCGGGCCUGCUCAUGGCCCCAGGCACAGCUGACAUGAUAAUGGCAUAUCUGGGCCGAGGUACCAUGCCUGUGGACGCCCAUCCCUUCCUCCCUCAGGGGCGUCUCCUCACACUGCAGCAGUUGCAGCACAUGCAUCCUUGA